AUGAUAGAGGGAUACAAUAGGAUAUAUGUUGGAAACCUAGCUUGGGACAUAACAGAGGUUGACCUGAGGAAGUUUUUUUCUGAUUGCAAGAUCUCAUCCAUCCGAUUUGGAACCGACAAGGAGACAGGUGAUUUCAAAGGCUUUGCACAUGUUGAUUUUUCUGAUGGCACAUCUCUUGCUGUUGCUAUGAAGCUUGACCAGAACGUGAUUAAGGGGAGGCCAGUCAGAAUCAGAUGCGCUGUUCCCAGGAAAGAAAGCCAGAAACCAAAUGACAAUGCAAACUCAGAUUCAUCAAAGAAUAAGAUCCGUACAUGUUUUGAAUGUGGCACUCCUGGCCAUCUCUCUUUUGCUUGCCCUAAUAAGAAGCCUUCUGAAGACAUGUCUACUGAAACAAUGGCUGCUACAGAUUCAGCCGAAGCACCGUCGAAGAAGAGGCGCACAUGUUAUGAAUGUGGCGUUCCUGGUCAUCUAUCGUCAGCUUGCCCCAACAGAAAGGCUUCUGUAGUUGUAACUGAUGAAAAGAAGGCUAAUAUUGACUCGACUACAUCAGCGUCGAAGAAGAGGCGGACAUGCUAUGAAUGUGGCAUUCCUGGCCAUCUUUCGUCUGCUUGCCCGAACAAAAAGGCUGCUGAGGUUGUUUCUAACAACAUGCAGCCUGUUGAUGAACCAAAGUCUGCACCUUCCAUGGCUUUUGAGCAAAGUAAAGCUGCUGAUGGAUCAAAUUCAGCACCUUCAAAGAGGAGGAAAUGCUACGAGUGUGGCAUAUCAGGUCAUCUCUCGUCAGCGUGCCCCAACAAAAAAGAUUCUCAGAUCAAUUCCAAUGAAGCGAAACCUAAUGGUGACUCAAAUACAGUACCUCCAGCCAUUUCAGACGAAAAGAAGGCUAGUGAUGACACAAAUCCGGCGCCUCCAAAGAAAAAGAAGAGACGUACAUGUUAUGAAUGUGGCAUCGCUGGCCAUCUCUCAUCAGAAUGUCCUAACAAGGCAGCUGCUCAGGCCAGCUGA
Molecule: messenger RNA, 1005 nt
Organism: Brachypodium distachyon (stiff brome)
Lineage: Eukaryota; Viridiplantae; Streptophyta; Magnoliopsida; Poales; Poaceae
Product: DNA-binding protein HEXBP
Exons: 1
Coding region: 1-1005 (334 amino acids)
Biological process (GO): positive regulation of cytoplasmic translation
Cellular component (GO): cytoplasm
Molecular function (GO): translation regulator activity; zinc ion binding; mRNA binding
Source: RefSeq, a predicted model, not a curated record